AUGGUCACUGAGUUGAAGAAACUGGAACUCGUUGGGACUGUCGGCACCGAUGUUGAGUUUGGGACCGUCAAUAAUGGGCGCAUGCCAGAAUCCCUUCGCAACCUCAGCAAAGAGAUCGCAGCCCUCAACCGGAAACUGGUUCGCAAAAUCGACCUCAUCGUCCUGCCAGUUAUCGAUAUCCUCUACAUCUUGAACUAUAUCGAUCGUCAGAACCUGGCUGCGGCGAAAUUGCAAGGCAUUAUGGAGGAUCUCAACAUGACGACUCAGCAGUUCGCAACGGCAAUCUCGAUCCUCUUCGUUGGAUAUCUUCCUUUCCAGAUCCCAAGUAACCUGAUCAUUGCAAAGGUCUCGAGACCUGGCCUCUACAUAUGUGCUGCUGUGGUCAUUUGGGGUUCGAUCUCUGCUGCAACAGCGGCUGUGAAGACCUAUGGCCAGCUUUUGGCUGUGCGUGCCGUUCUCGGAGCGGCGGAAGCUGUCUUUUCUCUGGGAGCUAUCUAUCAUUUGUCAGCCUGGUACAAUAAGACUGAGCUUGGAAAGAGGAUCGCUGCACUGUACAUUGCACAACAAUUCGGCAAUGCUUUCGGCGGACUCUUCGCUGCUGCUGUCUUCAAACUCGAUAGAAGUCACGGAAUUCGUGCGUGGCAGUGGUUGUGCUCUGCCACCGUUGUUAUCGGUUCGAUCUGCGCCUUCCUGAUGCCAGAGUUUCCGCACAACAGCAAAACCUUCUCUCCGAUCCAGUACGACCUCGCAGUUUGGCGUAUCGAGUCGGAGUCCGGCGCAGCAGAGGGUACCGAAGACGAGAGUGUGCUGAAAGGAUCCAAGAUGGAGAUUGCCGCUGCAAAGGUUGAUGCGCACCCCAUCAACGUACCAAAUGCCGUGUAG
Messenger RNA from Ascochyta rabiei, 882 nucleotides. RefSeq lists its product as uncharacterized. The record is from RefSeq and is a predicted model, not a curated record. Gene Ontology annotation, molecular function: transmembrane transporter activity. Gene Ontology annotation, biological process: transmembrane transport. Gene Ontology annotation, cellular component: membrane. The transcript has 3 exons. Lineage: Eukaryota; Fungi; Ascomycota; Dothideomycetes; Pleosporales; Didymellaceae. Bases 1 to 882 code for a protein of 293 amino acids.